AGGCAGGAUUCAGGACUGAAGCUUCUCUCUGCUGGAUUAGAGAGUCCAAACUGCAACCUGGAAACUCUGAGCUUGUCAGGCUGCUUGAUCUCAGAGGAAGGCUGUGCUUCUUUGGCCUCAGCUCUGACCUUUAACCCCUCCCAUCUGAAAGAGUUGGACCUGAGCUACAAUCAUCCAGGAGACUCAGGAGUGAAGCUGCUGUCGGCUGGACUGGAGGAUCCGAACUGGAGACUGGAAACUCUCAGGGUGGAGCCUGCUGGAGUCCGAUUCUUGACACCAGGACUGAGGAAAUAUUCCUGUCAACUCACCAUUGAUAAAAACACAGUGAACAGAAACCUGAAACUAUCUCAAGAUAACAGGAAGGUGACACAUGUGGAUGAGCUCCAGCCAUAUCCUGAUCAUCCAGACAGAUUUGAUUACAGGCAUCCUCAGCUGCUCUGUGGAACUGGUCUGACUGGUCGCUGUUACUGGGAGGUUGAGUGGAGAGGAGGAGUUGAGAUCUCAGUGAGUUACAGAGAAAUCAGGAAUAAAGGAGACAGUAGAGCCUGUUGGUUUGGAAGGAAUGACCAGUCCUGGACUCUGGUUUGCUCUGGUGAUAAAGAUUACUCUGUUUAUCACAAUAACAGACGGAUACCUAUCCCCUCCUCCUCUGUCUCUCACAGAGUAGGAUUGUAUGUGGAUCAUCCUGCUGGGAUUCUGUCCUUCUACCAAGUUUCCUCCGACUCACUGAUCCACCUGCACACUUUUAAAACCACAUUCACUGAACCUCUCUAUGCUGGGUUUGGGCUCUGGCUCUCUGGUUCCUCUUCAGUGUCUCUGUGCCGAGUUGAGUCUAAAGAGUCUAAAUAUAUGGUAGCCGGAUCCUCGGAGAACAACAGAAGCUGCUGCGGAGUUCGGCCCACCGAGCCGGAGGAUCUUACGGCCGGAGCCGAGGCGUCUGUGGCGGACUGA
This is a messenger RNA of Poeciliopsis prolifica (blackstripe livebearer), 951 nucleotides long. Its product is annotated as stonustoxin subunit alpha-like. The annotation marks the transcript as partial. The transcript is spliced from 5 exons. Lineage: Eukaryota; Metazoa; Chordata; Actinopteri; Cyprinodontiformes; Poeciliidae. Gene Ontology annotation, molecular function: protein binding. The record is from RefSeq and is a predicted model, not a curated record.